Molecule: messenger RNA, 1121 nt
Organism: Cuscuta campestris
Lineage: Eukaryota; Viridiplantae; Streptophyta; Magnoliopsida; Solanales; Convolvulaceae
Source: the annotation of a GenBank genome assembly
AAUACUCCACCACCACAAUUAUCUUCAUUAUCAUUAUGUUCCACCAUCAUCACCAUCAUCUCACCUCUCCCCUCUCCAUUCUCUCACUGUCGGCAACUUCAAGGAGAGAAGAAAACACCCUCCUCCAUAGAUGGUUCAAGGAAGAAGAAGAAACAAGAAGAAACCAUCCAUAGUUUCCAAAUCAUGAGUUCCAAACGCAGCAUCAACUUCUACGAACAUCUGGAAGGUAUUGCAAAGAAAGUUCAGCGUUGGAAUGUUGAAGUUAGUGAGUUAAUCGUCGGAAUCAUGUUCAUCGACAUACCCGAAAUUUUGGACAGCAACUUUCUAUUGACUUCAGGUCCGAUUUACGCUAUCUUACAUAUGUUAAAACGAAAUACUUUCUAUACGAAAGUUGUAGCCACAGAAUCAAACGGUUUUCAAUUUCGUGAAGAAACGAUGGAGAUAUGCCCAAUUUACCGCAGGUUGUCCAGUUGUGACGGAAAUGACAAAGUUGGCAAAUUUCGAUGUUGUUUCCACUUCCGCUCAUCCGUAAGGUUUCGGCCGAUGAUUUCCAGGUCUGUACCCUUGCGUUAGACUUGUUGAAUCAUUCAUCACAUACAUACAUGAACAUAUAUGUUAUUCCAUAUGUUAAAACCAUUCCAAAAUAUAUAUGUGAUGCAUAUAUAAGUUAUCUAUAUGUUGAGAUCAAAAUAAACCAAAUCCAUAAAGUUAAUAUACACAUAAGUAAAUAUAAACUUUGGAAAUCAACCCAACAAUAUGUUAAUCAAAGGUGCUUAAAAGACUUAAAGAAGUAUUUUGGACACUCAAAAUAUCAAGAGAAAGAUUCGCAGACCCAAACGGUCGAUGCAAACGGUCGACCGUCGCGUUAAACAUCCAAAUGGACCCCGACUGUCAGACAAACGGUCGACCGCCGGUAGCCAACGGUUGACCGUCGCCUGUCCAGCCAAGUGCCGCCGUCCACCUCCAGUCAACAACGGUCGACCGUCGGUCAACCGCGGUCGACCGUCACGGUGAUCCGCCAAUCCGACCUGAUGAAGACCAAGGUCGACCGUUCCGAGCCCCGUAGCUUAAUUAAAUGAUAUUUUAAUCAUGUUUCAUCCAAAUAAACUAAUGCAUGAUUA